Messenger RNA from Ilex paraguariensis (yerba mate), 1323 nucleotides. NCBI's taxonomy places the organism in Eukaryota, Viridiplantae, Streptophyta, Magnoliopsida, Aquifoliales, Aquifoliaceae. The record is from the annotation of a GenBank genome assembly.
AUGGCCGAAGAAAGAGUAAGGAUUACAGAAGAACAACAACCAACCAUGACAGCCGCCGGCGCCGCCCCUCCACAAGGCCAGACCACAGCCCAAGAACACCCCACAACCAACUCCACCACCGCCACCGUGGACCACAGAAAACUCACUCUCAUCCCCCUCAUCUUCCUUAUCUACUUCGAAGUCGCCGGCGGCCCAUAUGGAGAAGAGCCGGCCGUCCAGGCCACUGGUCCUCUGUUCGCCAUCCUCGGCUUUCUCAUCUUCCCUUUCAUCUGGAGCAUCCCUGAAGCCCUAAUCACCGCCGAGCUCUCUACCGCCUUACCCGGCAACGGCGGCUUUGUGAUCUGGGCUGAUAGAGCCUUUGGCCCCUUCUGGGGCUCCGUCAUGGGUACUUUAAAGUUCCUCAGUGGAGUCAUCAACGUUGCAGCUUUCCCAGCUCUGUGUAUAGAUUACUUAAAAAAAAUCUUCCCCAUCUUCUCUUCAGGGCUUCCUCGAUAUCUUGCCAUUUUGCCACACAGAUGGAUCAGUACAGGCCAAAAGGGUGUGGAAAAAGAUUGGACUUUGUUCUUCAACACCCUCUUUUGGAACCUCAACUUUUGGGACAACGUCAGUACUAUGGCAGGUGAAGUUGACAACCCACAAAAAACCUUUCCGGUGGCUCUAUUUUCUGCAGUGAUUUUCACUUGUUUGAGCUAUAUAAUUCCGCUUUUGGCCGUCACUGGGGCUGUAUCGGUUGAUCAGAAUGAUUGGGAAACUGGUUUCAUGGCCGACGCAGCAGAGAUGAUCUCCGGCAAAUGGUUGAAGUUCUGGGUUGAAGUUGGGGCUGUUUUAUCAUCAAUCGGACUCUUUGAAGCACAAUUAAGCAGUUGUGCUUAUCAGCUUUUGGGUAUGGCGAAUUUGGGGUUUUUGCCAAAGUUUUUUGCACAUAGAUCGAAAUGGUUCAACACCCCUUGGGUGGGGAUACUAUUAUCAACUGUGAUGGCACUAGCCGUUUCUUACAUGAAUUUUACUGACAUUGUGUCUUCAGCAAAUUUCUUGUAUAGUUUGGGUAUGUUGUUAGAGUUUGCUUCUUUUCUUUGGCUAAGGAGAAAGUUCCCCACAAUGAAGCGACCUUACCGCGUUCCGAUGAAGCUCCCAGCGCUGGUGAUCAUGUGCUUGAUUCCAUCUGGUUUUUUGGUGUAUAUAAUGUCGAUUGCAACCAAAGUUGUUUAUUUGGUAAGUGGGUUGAUGGCUGUAGCUGGGAUUGGAUUUUAUUUCUUGAUGAAGGUUUGCAAGUCAAAGAGGUGGCUUGAGUUCAGCAACGGUGAUAGUGAGGAAGACUUCUGA